Messenger RNA from Nycticebus coucang (slow loris), 1728 nucleotides. It is a transcript of the gene NXPH4, whose product is annotated as neurexophilin 4. Lineage: Eukaryota; Metazoa; Chordata; Mammalia; Primates; Lorisidae. Gene Ontology annotation, molecular function: signaling receptor binding. The coding region runs from base 133 to 1056 and encodes 307 amino acids. The transcript is spliced from 2 exons. The record is from RefSeq and is a predicted model, not a curated record.
CGGCUCCGCGCAGCCCGCUCCGCCGCUCGGCAGCCGCCCCGCGCCCGCCGGAGCCCGCGCCCCAGGCCCGCACCCGCCUGCCCCGGGACCCACCCCGCCUGCCCCGCUCGCCCGGCUCAGCCUCCCGGGAAGAUGCGGCUGCUCCCGAAAUGGCUCCUCUUGCUCUUCGGCCCGUGGCUCCUCAGGAAGGCCGUGAGUGCCCAGAUACCAGAGUCUGGAAGAUCACAGUACCUGGAGCUGCGCCCCGUCCCGGCGGGAGUGGGCGUCCCAGGCCAGCAGCUCGCAGCCCCGAAGUCUCCGGACGGCAUAGGUGCCGCCCGCUCUUGGAGCUGGGCCUGGCAGGCCAACCACACGGGGGCGCUGAGCCAGGCAGGGGCAGCCGGAGCGCUACCCGCGCAGCGCACCAAGAGGAAGCCAUCGAUCAAAGCGGCCCGAGCCAAAAAGAUCUUUGGCUGGGGAGACUUCUACUUUCGGGUGCACACCCUUAAGUUCUCACUGCUGGUGACCGGCAAGAUCGUGGACCAUGUGAACGGUACAUUCAGUGUGUAUUUCCGCCACAACUCGUCCAGCCUGGGCAACCUCACUGUCAGCAUCGUACCACCUUCCAAGCGUGUAGAGUUUGGGGGCGUCUGGCUGCCCGGGCCUGCCCGCCACCCACUGCAGUCUACGCUGGCCCUGGAGGGGGUACUUCCUGGGCUGGGGCCCCCCCUGGGGAUGGCCACAGCGGCCGGGCCGGGGCUGGGGGGCACCCUCGGGGGCGCACUGGCAGGGCCACUAGGGGGUGCACUGGGAGUGCCUGGGCCCAAAGAGUCGCGUGCUUUUAAUUGCCAUGUGGAGUAUGAGAAAACGAAUCGCGCGCGCAAGCACCGCCCGUGCCUGUAUGACCCAUCGCAAGUGUGCUUCACAGAGCACACGCAGAGCCAGGCCGCCUGGCUCUGUGCCAAGCCCUUCAAAGUCAUCUGUAUCUUCGUCUCCUUCCUCAGCUUUGACUACAAACUGGUGCAGAAGGUGUGUCCAGACUAUAACUUCCAGAGCGAGCACCCCUACUUUGGAUAGUGUCCUCCUCCCCAGGCCCAGUCCUGAGCCUCCUGCCAAAUCCUGGCCUGGCUGGGUGGGCCCCCUUCCUGUAUCCCUCUGCUCCUUUGGUCUCUUCCACAUUUUCCUCUCUGAGGUGGGAGGUGGGAGGACCAUUAGCCUGUGUGAGUCCUCUUUUCUUUAUAUGCAGUGCCCACAUGGCUGGGGUGGCCUCUCCCAUACCCCCCCAGUGGAGCGGUGAGAACACCACCCUAGGACAGGCAGCACAAAUCGGUUCCUGAGUCCCCUAGGUCCACAUUGGGUCCUCUGCUGCCUCUGGCGCUGGGCUGGGUACUCCCUUUUCCCCACAGCUUUAAUAAUGCCUAGCCUGGCACCCUCAUCCCACCCAGACGUUCUUACCCCCCAGAGCUUGUCCUCCUGCUCUACCCUGUCCCCCUCCUCCCACAGACUGUAAAGGACUAUAAAUCCCGGCCUAUCCCCACCCCUUUCUGCCUGCAGAAUGCCUGUCCCCUUUUCCUGGCAACCCCGUUAAGGUAGCAGAAGCAGAACUCGCAGGCAAAGGUGCUGGCCUGGCCUCUGCCCUCUGCAGCCGCCCUAUCAUCCCUGCAGUCCAGCUCCACCUGCCUCUCCAGCUGCUUCCUCUCAGUGAUAUUUUUUCUACACCAAAACAGACAGAAAAGGAACAAAAUAAAG